Messenger RNA from Cylicostephanus goldi, 348 nucleotides. Lineage: Eukaryota; Metazoa; Nematoda; Chromadorea; Rhabditida; Strongylidae. The record is from the annotation of a GenBank genome assembly.
AUGAUCUUUGUUCCAAGUGCGCUCGAUUGUCUCUUUGCUUGUGAAUAUCUAGAGAUUGUACAAACCUCUUCUAUUACUAGCUAUCUCAGCUCAAAAUAUGAGGUUGAAGAACGCGUAUUGAAAGCUAUCCGCGCAUGGGAUCGGUUUCCAGCUGACAAGGAAACGAUGCUCAAACUUGAAGCCGAUUUUAGCAAAGAUCUUGGAUUCGACUCUUUGGAUCAGGUGGAGAUAAUGAUGGCAGUGGAAGACGAAUUUGGCUUUGAAAUUCCUUUGGAAGACUCAGAAAAGUUGAAAACACCACGCGAUGUUUUCAAGUACAUUUGUGAGCGAGAAGACGUAUAUGAGUGA